Messenger RNA from Mucor mucedo, 768 nucleotides. RefSeq lists its product as uncharacterized. NCBI's taxonomy places the organism in Eukaryota, Fungi, Mucoromycota, Mucoromycetes, Mucorales, Mucoraceae. The record is from RefSeq and is a predicted model, not a curated record. The coding region runs from base 81 to 569 and encodes 162 amino acids. The transcript has a single exon.
AAAAAAAAGGGGUCAAUAAAUAUAUAAACAGAGGGCUUUUUUCGCAUUUUGUUCAAAAAUAAUCUUUAUCUCUCUUAAACAUGACUCCAUCUCUCAGUAUCGCACUUCCUUCUAUUCAUCGUAUUACAAAGCGAGAAAAUAAGGUGAUUAGUAAACCACAAACCACUCAACCUCAGACAGCAUGCCAAUUUACCAACAAGACUCGUCAUCAUGUGCGCACCACCUCCGUACCUUCAGUUUUACCCAGUUUUAAAAUUCAAAAAGACACUAGUAAAUUAUCAAUGGAUAUUUUGUUGGAUGCUAUUGAUCUUGACCAGCAAAUGCGUCAAUUCUUUAGAACAGAGGUUGUCAAAUCAAAGACCAGAAUCAGUACAUUUAAACCUUCUCAGGUCAUGAUGGCAAGACGUCGUUCCAAAUCAGCACCUGGUGCCCCACCAUCCUAUCACCAUCAACGUGCUUUUAGUGCUCGUUGGACAACACCAAACCAAACCGUUACUUCAGAUUCACAAGCACAAGAAGUAGCAAAAUUGAUUGUUCAACAACAUUUCGAAGCUGUCAAAAAGAGAUAAAUAGCAUUGCUGUCUAUCCAUCUUUUUAUAUAUAUAUAUAUUAUAAUCAUUCCAUUCAUUUAUAUUAACAUACACUCAUUCCUUGUAAUUUGUUAUAUUAUCUCAUGAAAACCUCUUUUUUUCUUUCUUUCUUUUUUCUCUCUCUUUCUAUACAAGUAUUAUCCCCAAACAUAGUAGUCGUCACUCCUAUCAAAUAAAC